AUGCCCGUGAUCAAGAAAGGUAGUGAUGCGCUUCGGAUAGAUCUGGCUGCGCCCGAGGACUGGACGUUCGCGUCAGGGGACGCGGUGAUCGGAGAUGUGGUUCGCGUUUCUCCUAUCGUUACUUCAAAUGCCAACUUGAAAGUUUUCUUGAGAGGACGUAUACAGACCAGCAGGGCAGAUGUUGGUGAGGGGAACCGGCACUCAGCUGGUAAUCGACACAACUACAAUGCGCUUUCCCAACGCGUUGCCUCUGAACAAAUUUUGCUAGCAAAGAAAUACUCUAUCUUUGACGGACCUUUGCAUAUCGCAGAUGAUGGAGCUCCGGUUUCCUGGUCAUUUACUACGGAAAUUACACCCGAUCCUCCAAGAACAAUGCAUGGGAACUUUGACGUCUCUUAUGAUUAUCUACCGGGCUCAACACCGUCCGUUAGAGGGUCCACUCCAAGUUCCUCAACAGCAUGGAUUGAAUAUUAUCUUGAGGCCGAGCUUCGAUACUUGGAGAGAAGUCAGUCUGGGCAGACUGAUAUUGAAAGAAAGCAUACUGCUAUUUAUCCCAUUGUUCUAAGACAUCGGCCUUUGCAAGAGUUUGAUGAAUUCGGAAUUGAUCAGGAAACAUUUAAGAGACAAAUUCGAGGUCAUCGCUUAUUACCAGAAGUGGGACUUUCUACCAAUCUCUCGAUGAAGCAAAGGGCGCAACAGCGGUUUGGUUCGUCUAAAGUACCCGAGUACCACUUCCAGGUUGAAGUGUACACCCCCAAAAUCAUACAACUUAACAAUCCAUCUAUAUUGCCUCUCAAUAUGGUCAUUAUUCAAGGGGAUGAAACAAGCGAUGAGAUUAAAAAUGUGCCAAGAAAAGCUUGGAUCACCACCGUCAAACUUUUUCUUGAUACAUUUAUCAUCGUUAAGCAACAUGGGGCCUCACUGGGUGCUGAAUACAGCAAGCCCACGAAUUCUGCGACUUCGUUUCCAUCGAAAGCCGCAGGGAAUACAUCUAUCUCUCAAGACUUACAUCUAGACAGUGUCAUUAAAGAACUAGGUGCUUUCCCAUUGGAGAUAACUGUUGGAGAAGGGACUGUCGAUCUGGGAAGUCUUCUCCAAUUAGUGUUGUACCAGGAUGGGCUGAGUAUGGGAGGCAGACGUCUUCAAAAGGUGUCCACAAUAACACCUAGUCUUGAUGUAUAUAACGUUCGGUACUUGAACUGGCUACGCGUUGAGGUAUCAGUUACAGUGGCAGAUGAGAAGUUCGUGCUGAACACAAGAUCCCCUGUGAAGAUACUAGCAGCAGAUUGA
This is a messenger RNA of Penicillium angulare, 1290 nucleotides long. RefSeq lists its product as uncharacterized. The coding region runs from base 1 to 1290 and encodes 429 amino acids. NCBI's taxonomy places the organism in Eukaryota, Fungi, Ascomycota, Eurotiomycetes, Eurotiales, Aspergillaceae. The record is from RefSeq and is a predicted model, not a curated record. The transcript has a single exon.